Messenger RNA from Lasiodiplodia theobromae, 3075 nucleotides. Its product is annotated as Sterol regulatory element binding protein sre1. Gene Ontology annotation, biological process: SREBP signaling pathway; positive regulation of transcription by RNA polymerase II. Gene Ontology annotation, molecular function: protein dimerization activity. The transcript is spliced from 3 exons. Lineage: Eukaryota; Fungi; Ascomycota; Dothideomycetes; Botryosphaeriales; Botryosphaeriaceae. Bases 1 to 3075 code for a protein of 1024 amino acids. The record is from RefSeq and is a predicted model, not a curated record.
AUGGCUUCGAACGAGCUAAACGGCGCUCUAGAUGACGCGCUGGCGCUCGAGAAGGUCGCCGUUGGACCUUACUGUGUGUUCGACGACUUCAGACCCACGACGAGCCCGUCGGAAGAGCAAUCGCGUCCUACAACCCCGAUAGAGUCUGCUGGGGUGAAUAUGGAGGAUCCGAUGAUGUCGACUGAAUUCCCCUUCGGCCCUGGUGCGCGGGCGCCGUGGCUGGGGUCUGGUGCCGAAGACCUGUCGCUGGUGCAAUCUAGCGAUUCGUUCCCGCAGGGCAACUGGGAGGAGUGGAUGCGCUGGGACCCCAAUGCGCAGACACAGAACCAGCCUGCGCAGGAUAUAGACGGCCCAGGUCCCGUCCACUACCUCAAGCCCGAAGCCAAGUCGCCCCACGACUCCCACUCGCUAUCCCGACCGCAAAUGACCAACAUCCCCUUCACCUUCGGCGAGGGUAUCGAGAACCCUCCCGCCUUUCACUUUAACCAUAACACCUCUCCCUCUGUGACCGAGCCUCAGCAGGGCGGCUCAUACUUCUCGUCCGACAAUCCCGUCUGGAACAAUAACGCCGCCCUCGACCAGGCCGAUAACGGUCUCUUCUCUCCACUCUCUAUCGAUCAGCAACAAAUGCAAUCACAGUCCGUCCCUCAUCCUCCCCACUCAACACCUUCGCUCCAUCACAGCCCAAGCUCUGUCAAUUCCGGCCCGGACCCCAAGACUAGCUCCUCGUCGCAGCAAUCGUCGCCCGAGCCUGUCAUGUCUGCCGUCACAAAGAAGCGCAAGUCCUCGACCGAGGACGACAGCAGCACUGAUCAGAAGUCAAACAAGCAACCCCCCGUCAAAAAGACUGCACACAACAUGAUCGAAAAGCGAUAUCGGACCAAUCUUAACGACAAGAUUGCUGCACUGCGUGACAGCGUGCCCAGCCUUCGAGUCAUGUCGCGUGCAAAUAACGGUAACGGCGACGAGGAGGAUGAUCCUGAGGACCUCGAGGGCCUUACGCCCGCCCACAAACUCAACAAAGCCACCGUUCUCUCCAAGGCGACCGAGUACAUUCGUCACUUGGAGAAGCGGAACAAGCGUCUUAACGAAGAGGUCGACAGUCUCAAGGCACGGUUGGAGUCGUACGACAAAUUUGCAAUGAUGACUCCAAAUCCGAUGGCGCAGGCUGUUGGAACUCCUGAUGGCAUGCGAUUCCAAGAAGAUCCUUUCGCUGCUGCCGCCGCUCGUGGACAGCCUGUCACCCAGGCUCAAGGAAUGAUUCCCGUCCCGGAGAGCAUGACGAACCUUCAGGCAAUGGCAUCGCAGCAGCACUACGCAAGCCAGCAGAACGGCUAUCCUAUGUACACAACUGCCCCCGGAAGGCCCGGUAUGAACGCCCAGCAGCACAUGGUCAACGGCCGUAGAGGAAACAGCAUGAUGAACAAGCUGAUGGUCGGUUCUCUCGCCGGUCUCAUGAUCGUUGAGGGCUGGAGAGAGCGUGAGGAAAGUGGGGAAAAUCCCGAGGGUCGGGGUCUGUUCGCCUUACCCCUCACGCUCUUCGGACGCUACGGUACCGCCUUGGUACCGCAGUUUGCUACCCACAGCCUGUCCGCUCUUUACCGCUCCCUUCCGCUGCUCAAGCUUUUCCUUGUUCUCGCUGCCGUCGUCUACUUGGUCAUUCCGGUCAUUGAUCCCAAGUCCAAGCCCAGGAAGAAGGCAUUUCCGUCGAUCAAGCUGCAGCCUGCUCCGUCGCCUGCAUCUCCCGUCGAGGUUCGCCGCAAGGCUUGGUUGACUGCUAUUCAGACGGUCUGGGUUCCGAGGCACAACUUCUUCCUCGAAGCCGCGGCCGUGUGUCUCAAAGCCCUCAAGCUCAGCUUGAGGAAUGUCGUCGGUUGGGAUGGAUACGCCUACGUCACCGGAACGAACAAGGAACACGAAGUCGCUCGCGUCAAGGCAUGGGAGAUCGCUUUGGAUGCACAACUCACCGGCGGCGAUGCCGAAAUCAGCAAGGGUAGGUUGAUCUUGACGAUCAUGGCCUCCGGUACCCUCCCCAACACCCCGGCACGUCUUAUGCUCAAGGCAAUGCACAUCCGCAUUCUGCUUUGGGAGAUCGCCAAUGCGGGAUACGGUUCGUGGUACAUGUUUGAAGAGAUCAGCGCCAAGCUGGCUCGAAAGUUCUGGAACAAGGCACGCAACCAGCAGAAGGCUUUGCUUCAAUCCGGCCAAGAGUCCGAGAAGCUUCCGGAUCAUCUGGCUGCAUUACUGGAUCUCGAAUGCAGUGAUGUCAUGGUGGACAGGAUUGUGCAACGUGCGUACAACCUCGCCUGGAACAAGCCGAGUGCGCAGAACACCGAGUCCGACGAGGCCAUGGACAGCGUUGUCGAAGAUUUCGCAAUCUCUUCGCCAUUGGAUGCCCUCGCCGCCUGGUAUUCGAGCUACGCGCUGAACCGGGCACUCGCCGGCUACCUCGAGGCCAAUGCCUCGUCUGUCACGGACGAAGUCACGGCCGAUCUGAACCUCGCUGCUCGCACUGCACCUCCCAACUCCGUCUCCCAGGUUCGCGCACUCGUUGCCAAGUCGAUUCUCCUCGAGAAGGAUCGCAGCAGGAACAUCAUCGCUGCGUUUGAUUCUCUCCCUUCGCAGCCACACAUUCCCGCGCUCAAGAACAAGUCUCUCACGCUGGUCAAGUGCCUCUCCCUCGCAGAGACUUUCGUUGCGACGGGCAGUGACGAGGCUCGGGUGCGUGCAACAUUUGUUGUGAACAAUACCUACCUGCCCGAGGGUUCCCUCACCCUCCUUAGCUUCAUUGCCGCUUACAAGGUCCUGAAAAUCUUCUCUUCUGAGGAGAAGCUGCUCGCCGAGUCGCGACAGGGCCUGGAGCGUAUUGCAUGCUCGAUGCGUGUCUGGAUCGGCCGUGAGGCUGGACGACGCAGCGGCUUGAGCACGAAGACUAAGAGCAGAAUUGUCGAGGCAUGCCUCAGUGUCAGCAAGAUGCUUGUCGGCAUGCAAGAGAGCGGCAGCAGCGACGAGGGAGAUGCUGGAUAUGCCAGCCAGAGUGAUGCAGAGGGUGAGACCAGAACGGUCUCUUGUUGA